This is a messenger RNA of Thalassophryne amazonica, 3503 nucleotides long. RefSeq names its product deoxynucleotidyltransferase, terminal, interacting protein 2 (gene dnttip2). The transcript is spliced from 8 exons. The record is from RefSeq and is a predicted model, not a curated record. Lineage: Eukaryota; Metazoa; Chordata; Actinopteri; Batrachoidiformes; Batrachoididae. Gene Ontology annotation, cellular component: nucleolus. Gene Ontology annotation, molecular function: RNA binding. Gene Ontology annotation, biological process: RNA processing. Bases 67 to 2829 code for a protein of 920 amino acids.
CUCCUCUUUUCGACGAUCAUUUGGUCGAGUCUUCCUCUCAGGCGGAAGUGAGGACAACGUGCAGCGAUGGUGGCCACAAGGAGAAGAGUGUGCGUUUCUUCUACUAAAACUGACACAGAUCAGACCUCUGCGGUGCAGGCCACUCCAUCAACUGGUCGAAGGACUCGAAGCACAACUAAAGGAGCAGGAAGCCUUACCCUGAAUGCUGUGGUAGACACAAGGAUCCAGCUUGAAAAGCGGGAAGAAAAUCCCUCAGCAUCCCCCCUGAGUCCCCCAUGCUCAGUGAAAAGAUGCACCAGGUCUUCCAAACUCCACAGUCCAGAGCAGCCUUCUACACCAGUGGGUCCCACCCACGAAGCAGAGAUGUCAGAUCAGGAAUCCUGUUCCUCUCUGGCGUCUGACAUUCAAACACCAGCGACAUGCAGAAGGGGGAAAAGAAGGAGGUGGCCCUCUGCUACAAUUCAGGAUGAUGAAACAUCUGAGGUGGAAUCGUGCUCCUCAUCUGUGUCCGCAUCAAAAAUACACCCCAGCGUUCGGCGGAGUACAAGGAGGAAGAAGAUUUCUGAGUGUUCUGACAUGAUUCAUGUUGAGGGGGGAGAUGGUAACGCUGGUGCGGUGGAGGAGACAGAAUCCCAGAGAGCCUCCAGAAGUCCAAGAAGAAGUGUUCGUGCCAGGUUAUCUGCCAAGCAGUACAUUGAGGAGUCAGAGGUCUCAGAUGCUGAUAGCUGUACAUCCAGUGUGCCAGAGGCAGACAUACCUGGACCCAACACCCGCAGAACUACAAGAUCAAGAGCACAGCCCAUCCCCAAGUCCCAAGAUGAGGCCUCAGAAAGCUCCUCACAGGCUGGUCGCAGAAGCAGGAGAAUAAGUAGGAUGGCAGCAGCUGCCACUGUGGACUAUAGUGAAUCUCAGUCUUGUGAUUCUGAUGGUUUUGAGUCAGGCCCCAGUAAGAUCUCUCACAGACGGGGCAAAACUAAAUCCAAAGCCGCAGACUCUGACUCUGAACUGACGGCUGUGCAUUCCCCGUUGAGUGAAGAUGCACUAAGCGGCAGUGGUGUGGGAUCAGGGAAAAAGAGUUUAACUGUUUCGAGCACCAGGCUUGCCUCCAAGGCUCUCAAGGUUAUCCAAGAGAGAUCUGACUCCUCUGGAGCUCAAGAACAGGAAUUUGGUAACGAAACGUCAGUGGCGGGAGUCGGUGUCUUAAAUGACUCUGUGUUUGAAAGCACAGUGAUCACUGCUGAUGCAGACUGCACCUUGAUGGAGGAGGAGGAGAAGAGUCAAAGUGCAGAAGAAAAGAUAACCGUGAUUCAUCCUGCACAAAUGACUGUAGAUACAACACAGACAGAAAGAGAGGAAGAGUUCUCUGAGGACCAUUCCCAUGUGUCUGCCAGUCCCUCAGCAGCAGAUAGUUCCAGAAAAAAAGGCCAAACUGCUGAUGAGCCUGCAGUACUGGUGAGAGACCAGCAGGAGGAGCCAUCUGCUGGAAAUCAGGAAGGGGACACUUCAGACAUGGCAGUGAUGCAGGAAACAGACACGUCGUUAGAGCUAAUAAACCUUCCCUCCUGCCAAUUAGUCAGAGAAACAGUAUGUGACAUGGACGUUAACUCAGAGAGCGCCAUGGGCGGACAUCCGUGUGUGGCAGAGGAGACAUUGGGCGGGGACACUGUAGUGGAAGCUUUGCCCAGUGGAGAGGAGGAAACGGAAGUCUGCAUGUCAGACAGAGCCGAUGAGCAGGUGGGUGGCUCAAGUGACGGGUCUCUGCCCCUUACUGGGUCCAGAGAUGUCCACAGCGAGUCCACUGAUAAAACGUCUAACCGGCAGCACCGGGUCACAGUGGAUUCUACCUCUGAGCCUCAACGAGACUCUGUGGCCCAGAAUACAACAUCAGCCGGCCUGCUGGAGAGCAGCGAGGAUGAAGAUGACAGUGAUAGUGCUGAGGAGGAGGAUGGGGAAGAGUCUGAAGAGGAGGAUUGUGGGUAUACAGAAACAGAGAGAGAGAGGCCUCCCAGGAAACGUGAAGCAGCAGCAGCAUCAGUGGCAGGACUGUUUAUGAUUGACACGCGGCCUGGGCACGAGGCAGACGAACGUUACUACAAGGAUGCACCAGGGCAGGAGGAGGAGGUGGCAGCGGGCACAAAGGAAGAGGAAAGUGAGCAGGAUGAGGAGUUUAUAGAUGAAGAGGGAGAUGAUGAUGAGGAUGAAGAUGCACAGAUCCUCUUCUCCGGCAGAAAUCCUCAGGUGAAAGAGUUGUCCAGUCGUAUUGACCCUGGCCUCAGAAUGAAGGAGCUUGGGGGUUUAUACAUCACUUUUGAUGGCAGCAAAUCAAAACCUGCCUCCAGUUCUCUGAAGAAACUAAAGGAGAAGAUGAUCCAAGAUGAGGUGAUGAAGAAGAGUGUGAUCGGUCCAGACUUCGAAAAGAAGGAUGCGGUGCCUCCAUACAGUGAAUCUAGAAAAGCCUUGAAAUUGAAACGCAGAGUGGAGAGGGAGAAAACGACAGGAGAGAGCUGGUUUAACAUGAAGGCCCCUGAGCUCACUCAGGAGCUGAAAGGAGACCUCCAGGUCCUGAAAAUGAGGGGAUCUCUGGAUCCCAAGAGGUUCUACAAGAAGAAUGACAGAGAAGGCUUUCCAAAGUACUUUCAGGUUGGUACUGUGAUGGACAACGCAGCAGACUUCUAUCACUCCCGCAUUCCUAAGAAACAGAGGAAGAGAACCAUGAUGGAGGAGCUGCUGGCUGAUGCCGAGUUCAGACAAAAAAAACAACAAAAAGAAGUAUCAGCAGAUUAUGGCAGAGAGAGCAGCAGAGCGAGCUGGAAGAAAGAAGAAGAAUAAAAAGUCCCUUAAGAAGUAAAUCUAGAUGUUUGGUGCGAUGCCAAGAGACUCACCAUAGAUCCUGAAGAAGUUUGACCUUCAGCAGAAGCAAAAAUGAUAUUUAAUGACUUCAACCAUAUGAAGUGUCAAAAAUCCGGCUCUAUGAAGAGCCUUCAUCUUCAGCAGUGAACUCAGUGUGUAUAUUCUGAAGAUAUAGAUCAUGAUAAAACAUAAAUUUUGAAAGACUGAUGACUUUGUAUAGUUAUCACUACAUGUUUUAUGAUACAUUUUUAAUCAAAUUUUCCUUUGCGAUCCUUUACCUGUACAGUGAAUAUCACAUGAAUGUUACAAUGGGUACAUUUUUUUGAGCUACACAGUACUGGUCACUAAUGGACGUUCAGCCCUUCUUUUAAAGAGAUUUGCAGAAAUGUGGACUAAGUGCUCAUUUUAAAUAUGUGCUGUGUACCUCAAAACUCAUUUCAGUUCCAUUAGUAGAAUGAAUGAGGGAAGGGAGCAGCUUGAAAACCAUGUUCUUAGAGAAAAAAGCUGCUGUAAAAUUUGGACAUUCAGAAUCUUCACCAUGUGAGAAAGUAUUACAUUACAAGCAAAGUGCACUGUAAUUUAUUAUGACUAUCAACUUUUGUAUCAGUUUAUAAAAAUCACUUCAAAUUGAACAGUUAAAGAAAAAGUACACA